AGUUAUCAAAGGUUUGAAUAUGAAAUUCCGCGCUAAAAUGAUGGACCUACUGUAAAUUCUUGGUACCGGGAAAAAGAGUGGAAAAUAGAAAGUUGAUCACACCUUUCAGCGAGAUCUUUUCAAGAAUCGGGAACUUAGGAGAAAAUAGUGACUGGAUUUGAACUUGGAUCUUUCACUACGACCAGAAACAAAACUCCAAAUUCGGCAGUGGACAUGCCUCCAGACUGUGAGGUGGUGGAAAACUCGAAUCUCAAGGUGAAAGAUGAAAUGCACGUUGAUUUAAUUUUAUGAUAGCGGAGAAAUUAUCCACUACGAGUUUGACGUUCUGUACAGCCAUCAUGAAAAUCUGUAUUUAAGUUCUUAAACCCUCAUAUAUGUUGAAGUGCCAGUAUCUCAAACCUUGAUCGGACAAUUUUUGCGUCUUAAUAAUGUGUGCUUUCAAACAGUAGUUUCGUUGGAGCCAUUUUUGUGUGAAAAAAGUCAUUGCUGCAACAUUCACUGUAGCCCUGUGUUAUUUACCGGAAACUAAAAGCCUCCUUCACUUGAAGAUAUUUAAAGUGCUGUGACAAGACUUUCGGAACAUUAUUUCCAGCCUUGUUUCCAGACAUCUUGGAGUUUGAAUGCAUUAAGAUGAUGACUCUCAUCAAAGAUAUUCACGCUGCUUCUCACUCUGCUCUUCUGCCAACUGCUGAUGGGGUGGAAGAUGUGUCCACAUCCCAGCUCUUGGUCCUGGAUACAUUGAAGGUGUAUUGUUUCCAAGACUUAAAUCAAUCCGAGAAUGCAUCUCUGGUUGCUGCAGUGGGUAUCUAAGCAAGUGAUGUGGAAUCAUUGGCAGUCUUAGAGGCUUUGAUGAAUGAAUUCUUUGCUCCUGGCACAAGCAAUGAAAGGAAGAGAGAAAUUGAAGGUGUUUUACACAACUUCAGUAGCCAGGGAGGCGCGUGGAAACACUGCUUGUAUUUCAUGUCACACUCUACAAAUCAGUAUGUGUGCAUGUAUAGCCUGACAACUAUAGAGACGUUGAUAACAAAGCAGUGGUUGGGUCUGAUGUGGGAGGAGCGAGCACAACUUAAGGCCACAUUGUACCAGUUUUCAUUGGAGCAUCAUCAGUCAGCCCCUAACUUUAUCAGAAACAAAUUGGUGAAAUUAGUGGUAGAUAUUGCAAGAUUAGAUUGGCCACAUUUUUACCCAGACUUCUUCUACAAUAUUUUACAGUUAAUUCAGGCUCCAGAUACAACUGUAUUGGGUCUGGUAUUCCUACAAACUGCUUCAGAAGAACUGGUUUGUCCUUGGGAAGAUUUGAGCGUGUCACGAAAGGAGGAACUACGUCGCUUGCUCCUAGCACACAUCCCUCAAGUUUUCAGUAUUCUUACAGGUCUGUUAGAAAAUGUUUUGCAAAAUCAGAAACACGGUGUAACAGCAACUCCGCCACCUUCUCCGACACACGGCCAACCAAAUUCUGUGUCACCAGUACACACGGGUUCAUUGUUGAGCUCGAUGUUGGGGAGUGGGCGAAGUACAAGUGGCGGACUGGAUUCAAACAGUGAAACCAUUUGUUGUCUGACCCUAAACGCUCUUACGCAUCUCUUCUCAUGGGUGCCGUUAUCCUCCUACAUCACGUCUAACUUGGUAGCUGCAUUGUUCCGACUAGCUAGUGUUUCUCAGGGAGUAUCUCAGAAUGAAAACCAAAAUGUAGGGACUCUUGCUAUGGGUGCAAUCAAUGAAAUAAUGUAUAAAAAUUGUGUGCCAGCUUCAUGCGAAGACUUUUUGUUGAAUAUAUUCCAGCAUGCAAUGCAACUAAUGCAAAGUUUGAUACAUUCCGGGGCAUUGGAACAUGUAGAUGGAAGUUUUCUAGAAAAGUUAACAGAGUUCCUCCGCCUGUUUGUUGCUCUUCAUCUCCAUCGCUUAGAAGAAAGCCAGAAGUUUUCACCUGUGCAAGAAUUCCUCUCUCUGCUCUUCAAAUACACAUUCCAUACUGCCCGCGAGCAGUUUUAUAGAUGUCUGGAAGUGUGGUCGAUCUUUUUAGAUCGUAUGCAUAAUCGUGGGACACCAAAAGAAAGGUAUCAAGAUGCCUGUCUUUUACUGGUGCAAGAGAUUUUAAUGAAAAUGCAAUUCAAGCACAAUCGGGCUGAACUUGACGAACUGGAUGAUGAAUUGUUAGAUGAUGAUGAGCAAACAGAAUGGCAACAUUACUUGAGACGCUGCAUCGAGAUUAUAGCCAAAGUAGCAGAGCUUGCCCCAGUGGAAAUGUAUGAGCUAGUGCAUGAUCCAUGGAAGGAAGCAUCCACUGUUUACUUGCAUCUGGAGCGAGCUGUCGAAUCUCAUGAGAAUAUCGAUAACAGCAGACGUCUGACUGUUACUGAUGCAGAUGAGUGUUUGAGGCUUCACUGUCUUCUGAGAGAUUUGUCAUCCCUCACGCAGGCCGUAGGGAGAAUGUACCCUUACUUUAUAGGACAAGCAUUCAGUUCCCGUUUUCCGCACGCUCAGCAACUUGUGUCAAGAUUGUCUGUAAUGGCGACGUAUGGAACACAACAAAGACUGUAUCAUCUACAGGUGUCAAAUCCAGUUCUCACUACUGACCUGAUCGAGGUUCAUGCACAGGUCCUAGCUACUCUCAAAGCUUGGUGUCAUUGGCUUGCACAACUAUAUACAGAGGUCACGACGAAGCCAUUGUACGAUCAUCUCGUGUCAGACAUAGUGAAUUCUACAGUGCCGUUGCUCACAAGGAGAGGCGAGCCUUCUAAGUUGUGCCAUUCAGCUGCUCAUCUUCUAAUCACGCUUACCGGAACUGUGCGUCCUCCACAAAUUUGGGCUCUUCAGCCUGUUAGGGACAUGUAUAACAUGGUUACGACCCUCACACAUCUGUUGCCUGAGGCACAGUGCCUGGUGCAGCUGGCUUUGUGUAAUACAUUGCUACUACCCAGUCCAGGCAUGACAGACCAGUUAUGGGAUGUUCGUCACAAGCUGUUAGCAAACCUCACAGAUUCCUUAACAGCAGACUUCCAGCGACUGGGACACUCGGCCCAGACCCCGGAGCAACAGGCUCGUCCCAUAAUCACAUCGACACUCAGACUUCUUGGCGAUUUGGUAAAGCACAUGCAGUCAGAGAGUUCACACAGCAAGAAGCUUCUGUAUUCUGUGAUACAGGGCAGCAUACAUCAGACAUUGUCGAUGUUCCCUCAGUAUGUGCAGUCGCCUGACGUGUGUGAGGUGAUUCUGGACUUUUUUCUCACGGCAUUUGCUGGCUUACAGCAGCAGCUUGGCGCUACAUUUACCGAGCAAACUGUUCAGACUUUUCUUGGUGUCUUCACCAGGGAACAUCUGGCAGAAUCAUUGGGACAAGAGGGUGGAGCUGGGACACGUGUUGUUGAGAAGUUUCUUCAGUUGUUGCAACUGGUGAUGGCCGAGCCAAGUGCGUCGUUCAAACGUUUUGUUCCAAGUACCAUCUCUCUCUGCCUUGAUCAUGUUUAUCGAUUGGUAGCAGACACGCCAUCCCCAGAUGUAAAACCGGCAUUGUUUGGCGUUCUUCAUGCCAUUUUGUUGCACAAGUGGCAAUACUUUUACCGAACAUCUGUAUUGCGUGCAUUAUCUGAACCAGGAGUGGAAGGAAUUGAAAACCGUGAGCAUUUUGUAGGCAUUCUGCAGGCAUAUGGUCAAUCACUGUUACAGCCUGAUAUCAAUUUGUUUGGACAGAACCUACGUAGUUUGGAAGAACUUAACACCAAAUGGAAGCUCUAUCAUAAGGCAUUAUUCCGUGAAGAACUACUCCCUCAAUUCCUCACAGUUCUCUUACACUCAUUGGUCCACAAAUCGCAUGCAUUACUGGGUGAAGAGAUUGCUGUGUGUCUGUACAACAUGGCGGCUGUCAACUUCGUGGCAUUCCAUAAUGCUUUUCUCCCGCAGUUUCUUCAUUCAACUGAUGGACUCGAUGAUGGCCAAAGGUCUAUCCUGCAAAGAAAUUUCAAGAAUGACACUGACCUUCCUUCAUUUACCCAGAACAUUCAGCAAUUGGUGAAUGACUUGCGGUGCUACCGACUGUGUAAUGCAAGCCUUCCUGCAGGCAGUGUAAAACUUUGAAUUUCAAGGAUGAACAGAAUUUAUUUUAAAUGCACUUUGUGUUUAAGAGUGCAUAACUUUGCCAUAAAUUCCAGGUGAAAGUGCAUUACGUCAGUAGCAGGGUAGGUGUGUGCACAUGCAUGUGUGAGUUGAGGGGAAAGCAAUAUAUUUUGAAUGUUUAACAGAUAAUAUUUAUUACAAAUUUUAUUUAAGAAUUUGUUGAUUACCUGUUGAA
This is a messenger RNA of Zootermopsis nevadensis, 4288 nucleotides long. It is a transcript of the gene ebo, whose product is annotated as exportin ellipsoid body open. Gene Ontology annotation, molecular function: nuclear export signal receptor activity; small GTPase binding. The record is from RefSeq and is a predicted model, not a curated record. Gene Ontology annotation, biological process: protein export from nucleus. NCBI's taxonomy places the organism in Eukaryota, Metazoa, Arthropoda, Insecta, Blattodea, Termopsidae.